CAACCCUUCCUCCAGUGGCUCGAACGUCGAGACGAGCAGUUUUUGGUACUGAAAUUGGUAUUUGAUUAUUUUAUUGGAAUAUAUUUGUAAAAAAACUGUAAAUUUUGAAAAUUUGAACCCGUUUUUAGAUAAAUUUUAGUAUCAGUCGAAACGUGCUUGUCGCAUUCUCGCAGUCGUUUGCUUUUCGGUCAUUAUCUCUAGCUUUUAAAUGCUUUUUAUGGUUACUUUUACAAAAUGGCGAAUGUGUGGUGUGGAGUCGUAGAAUGAAUUCAAGAUGAAACCACACUUUUUACUUUCGUAACGUUUUCUUCGAUCGAGAAUCAAGCUUAAUCAUCAUGUCAUCUUUGCAAUUCGUUGUGCAUCCGACUCCCGGAACAGACGAUCAAUUAAAUGACAGAUUGAAAGAUAUAUCUGAUCGUCUGAAUCGAUUUGGACAAUCUUCUCACGCCCCUUCGGCUCUAAACAGCUUGAAAGCGUUAGUGAAACAAAUCGUCGUUGGACAGAACCAUUUUGCAUUUUUACUAGAAGAUGGACACGUUUGUAGAGUCGCAUACUCUGUCAUAGUUGACCGAUUAGAUUUGACCAAACCGGAUCCGAAUAAAAACAACAAAAGCAGCGGUAGCGGUGGCGCUGGCGGAAAUGGCGGCGGUGGUGGCGGCCAAGAUAGCGGUUCUGGCGGUGGAAACUCCAAUACUUCUAGGCAAAUGACACGAACACGUGCUAGGAUCAUGAGAUCGAGCGGUACAUCGUAUAGAGGCGGAUCUGGUUCUACUCGAGUUAUAAUGGGAUCUGCAGCCGGAGGUCAUCCAAGUUCUAGACCGGUUGUGCCGGCAUCUUACGUACCCGAAGAGUUAAUCUCGCAAGCUCAAGUCGUAUUACAAGGCAAAAGCAGAAGUAUGAUUGUUCGAGAAUUACAGCGUACAAAUCUCGACGUGAAUUUAGCCGUUAAUAAUUUAUUAUCGCGGGACGAUGAAGACGGUGACGACGGCGACGAUGGCGGAGAUUCGUACGGACCUGACGAUUUAAUUUCUCUCCUCGAUAGCGGAUUUCAUCCCGACCAUAGUGUUAUUAUCGAUACCGAUACUAUUUUCACCGAAGAUAUGUUCGGUUAUUCUUCAGCAUUGCGGAACCGGAGUAGUGGAGGUACAAGUGGUGGUAGCAUGGUUAAUCGAAGAUCGGUAACCGAACGUGAUCGUGCCAAUACAUCAACUAGUAGUGAUCCUCCUACUGAUAGAGAACGAGAUCCUCGCGAUCACCGGGAAAGUUUCUCGAGAUGGCGAGAACGACAGUAUUAUGGUCCUAAGCGUUGGUUGGAAACAGCUCUAAGAGAGUCUGGAUGGGAUAAAGAUCCUGAAACCAAGAAGAAAGAAAUAUUAUCGCAACAAACUCCAUUGUGGAUGUCUGAUGAUGUAGAAUUCUGGCCUGAGCCGCAUGUCAAAUUCACCCAUAUUGCUCAAAUGUACAGCGAAUUAGUGGCUUUGUCAUCGACCGGGCAGAUUUAUCAAUGGAAAUGGAACGAGCCUGAACCUUAUAAGCAUCCUAUCGAGGCUACAGUUCAUCAUCCCAAAACCAUCCCUCUCGGAUUACUCAACGAAAAGAUCGCAAUGCUGUCGGCUUCUGGUGUACGUUGUUCGUUGCUGACAGAAAGUGGCAAAGUUGCUACUUUCUUAGAUGAAACAUUGUACCACAGUGCAACCUCGACCAAGCUCGAACACCCGGCUACGUAUUUCUCCGAAUUCGCUCUCGAUCAUAUUGUUUCAUUGUACACCUGCCCUCUCUAUACAGUUGCUAGACUGGAAAGCGGAUCAUUGUAUUGGUGGGGUGUUCUUCCAUUCGCUCAAAGAAAGAAAGUAUGGGAAAAAUAUCGUGCCAAGUCUCGUAAACAAAGACCUCCUUCCAGCAGCACUGAAAUUAUAACCGGAUGUCAAGUUUGUAUGAAGAACAGCCCAAUGUAUCAACACGGAGCUAUAGGUUUUAACAUUUCUGGUGUCACGCCGAAAGUCGGAAUGCUGCAGAAUUCUGCUUGGAAUUUGACUGACGUAUGCAGAUUCAAGAUACUGGCAGCUCCGACGCCGGUAACAAAUACGAAUCUAUCGUCGGAAAAUUAUCGUUCAACGAACACAGCGACUGCUUCGACCAGCGUCGUUCUACCCGGAUCGUCGACUAACAAGAAUAAAGAAAACGCCGACCGUUUGGAUAUGCCUCCUCCACCAUCGCCUGCUUCGAGCACAUGCAGUGAUACCGGAAGCACCUCGCAUAGAGAUGGAACUGAGCGAGUAUUUGUGGUUACAGAACGUACCAAACGUGUUACGUUGAAAGGCGAAGAAAACGAAAAGAAAGAUGAAGAAGAUUGGCCUUUGAAAGAUGUCAUAUUCGUCGAAGAUGUGAAAAAUUUCCCAGUUGGACGUGUUUUGAAAGUUGACGGUGCUUUCGCUGCUGUUCGAUUCCCGAAUAAAGACGGUAGCAAAGAUAAAGAUGCAGCGGCCGCAGCUGCCGGAGCCAACAGCGAAGAUAUCAUCAGUUUAUUGCAGGAUUGUAGACUGAUGAGGAAAGAUGAUUUACAGGUUAUGAAAGCAAAUGCCACCUCUAGAGUGCCGGAUUGUUUCCAAAAACUCCCUAGACGUGUUAAUAUACCAGAAAAUGGCUCGCAGAUUCUUUCUAUAGCGGUCGAUGGCCAAGGUAUUCAUGCGAUUGUCAAAUCGGGAUCACGUUUGAGUUACGUGGUGUAUAACGUUACUACCGGACGAUGCGAGCAAGAUAGUCAGUUCCCUAUCGAUAUUAACGCAUUUUUGGGCAGUAGUUCCCAAAAUAUCUUACUUUCAAGUACCGGAGACUGCAACGACGGUGUAGUUAUUUUACGUGACGGCAACCGCACGAUUUAUCCGUUGGCUAAAGACAGCUGUGACUCGAUCCGCGAACCACAAUGGUUAGAUUUGGGACCGAUCCGAUGCCUCGGUUUGGGAACACAUACGUUAACAUCGGUUCAUUCGAAUCAUUUGAAAAAUACAGUGGCAAUUAUCGUAUUCGACGUCGAACAUCAAGUUUUGAUGAAUCGUGUUCUGAGAGGUCAUCUGGAAUCGAUUAAAAUGUUGCUCAAUCAGUUACAAAACGAGUCGAAUAAUGAUUUAAUUACGGCAAUAUUGAGAGAAAGAUGUGACGGUAAUCGUAAUCUUCUGCAUGCUUGCGUAUCGAUGUGUGCUCCUGUUUCGAAUAAAGAUCACGAAGCCGCCGUCCGCGAAAUGGAUUUCGAUCAGACAACUACCCACAUGGAGACCAGCCACACCGAAGAACCGUUGGCUCAUAAUUACGGAUGGCCUAACGAAGCAUUCGAUUCGGCUUCCGGAGACGAAGAUAGCAUCGGUUUGAUACCGAUGCCAGGUACUGCGUCUUCCGCCAAAUCGAUGCCUAAUUUGUCCACCACGUCAGGCCCUGCUGCGCUGAAUCCGAGCACCGGAGGACCCUACAUUACAGAUCCGACCGAACGAAGGAAUAACGCUUUGCUAAUAUUGAAGCUUUUAUGCGAAAGUACCGUUUUGCAACCUCACAUUAAAGAAUUAUUAACUGGAAAAGACGCCGAAGGCCAGACACCAUUCAUGUUGGCGGUGAAUUGCCGAGCCUAUCAAGCAGCCCUAAUCUUAUUCGAUACGAUUAAACGCGUCGCGAACCGAGAAUGUUCGACGGGACCUUCCAGCAGCACCACAACAGCUCCCACUGCUUCUGUUUUGACUACCCCUGCAGCUGCCACUGCGGCUACGACAACAUCGGCCGCUGGUGCCAGCAGUACUCCUACCGCUGCUGUAGCGAGUGGAAGUGCCGGAUCAGCUUCAACUACUACCAACGUACCGUAUUUCGAUAACUUGGAAACACCUUCUACCGCUGCGGCUGGUACUGCUGCUGCUGCAUCGUUCAGCGGAACAACGUCUCCGGUGACCGGAUUCGCCGUAGCUCCGGCUAUCACAGAAGUGGCGGCUGCCAUGACUCAGAAUACGACGGCCGAAGAGAAACUCAAGAACGUUAUGAGCGCGUGGUUUUCCAAAGAAACCCUCGGGUCGACUCCGUCUGCCGGUCUAUCGACGGCACCCUCAGCUCCGGUGAUAACUCCUAUACACUCUAACGUCCCCGGUCAAUCGACUACGUCGACGUCGUUCGCCACUUCGAAAAAAAGUGGCGGCGAUGUCGAAUGGUUGUAUCCGUACGCCACUCAGCAGCCCGCUGGCGGUACUGGUGGUGCUCACUAUGCGUCUACUACGACUUCCCAACAACAGCCUUUCGAUGCGUCGCGAUCUGCAUCGAACAAGAAAUGCGUCAGUCCGCCGGAAUGUGUGAAGAAACGAUGGGAAACGUUUUACUCGAUGGUGUUCCCCGAAGGCUCGAAUCCGGAUAAUUCACCGUUAUACGUGAUCUGUUGCAAUGAUACGUGCAGUUUUACGUGGACCGGAGCCGAACAUAUUAAUCAGGAUAUUUUCGAAUGUCGAACUUGCGGUUUGACCGGAUCGUUGUGCUGUUGUACGGAAUGUGCCAAAGUAUGCCAUCGUGGUCACGAUUGCAAAGUGAAGCAGACCUCGCCAACGGCCUACUGCGAUUGUUGGGAGAAGUGUAAGUGCAAGGCGUUAAUCCAGGGCAAUCAACAAGCCAGAUACGAAUUACUGGGAUGUAUGGUUAAGGAGACCAAUCUCGUGACUAAAUUCAAUAGCAGAGACGAAAGCAUCCUGCUAUUCUUGGUGCAAACAGUCGGCCGUCAAUCGGUCGAACAGCGUCAAUACAGAACUACCAGACCUAGAUCAGCCACCAGGAAAACGCCAUCUUCGGAAAUUGGCGCAGCAUCCGAACCAGAUAUGCCGGAUCAUGACUUGGAACCACCCAGAUUCGCCAGAAGGGCGUUGGAAAGGUUGCUGAACGAUUGGCAAGCCGUCAAGAGUAUGAUUAUGUCGGGUGUCAAAGAAGAAGACGAAAAAGUUAUCCCGAUGAAUACGAAUACAUUAUACGAAGAUCAAGCGUACUUGAAAAGUCAAACGGGCACGGCUCUUUUGGAUAAAUUUACUCAUUGUUUGCUGGUGAAAUGCAGCUCGGAAAUGUUGGAUACGUUACUUACGACUUUGAUUAGAGAAAUUCAAGAUACAACUACUCGAGGACGCAGCGAAGAAGCCACCAUAGUCGCUAGACGAUUUGUUCGUUCUGUUACUCGUAUUUUUGUCAUAUUCAGCAUUAUGACUCCGCAGACCGGAAAACGAAGAGGAGUAAUGACGAUCGCCUCGGUCACAAAAGCGAAACGCGUAUUCCAAUCGCUAAUUAAACUCGGAAUUGAAGAGCUUUGCGAAGCUGCGGAUAGUUUAAUCGCUCCCGUUCGUCUCGGAGUUGCCAGACCAACGGCUAAUUUCUCCCUUUCUAACAAUACAAUGGAUGUGGUCUCGGGAUGCGAAGACUUAUUCUGCGUCGAACCGAUGUCUUCGGCGUCGUCGUCUCGUCAACGCGAAUCCCUUCUCGUACAAGAAGAACAAGCCGGCGGCGAAGGCGGUGCAAUGUCGCCCGAACUAGGCGAAGUAGGAGAAGUGAUACGCAACUCGCAGAACAGAUUGCCCGAUAUGGAAUUAGAAGACGAUAUCGUUGAAAAUUUAGUAGCGCUUACAAACGAUGUCGAAGGAAGUGAUAACGAAGAACAAGAUGCCGCCAGCGGUGUUGCUCUGGAUGUAAGGAACGGAGGCGAAGCGGAGAACUUGAUGGAUGCUCGUAAUUCCGUUGUAGGUAUGAUAGAAGCGGCCAGAAGUGCUGCCGAAGCCGAAUCCGACGCCGAAGAUUUGAUCGUCGAAUCCGAAUCUGAUUCUGAUCAGAGUAAUCAAGACGGAGGUCAAAGGAGUGUACAAACUGGAGCCACUGCUGGCUCUGAUUCCGACGACGAAUCUGGCGAAUCGACUCAGCAAGAAGAUGAAGAGUCAGAAACGGCUGAAACAGACGAUCUGGAAGCGGAAGAAGUUAUUUUGAACGACGAGCAACUAGAAAGAAGACCAACGAAUUCCUUUGGUUACAGCGGUCACCGGACGAAUUUAGCUCCGCAAUCGAUGCAAUGGGCCAUUCGAAGCCGUGACAAUAUUUCCAGAUCAUCCGGAGGUUUUCGUUUCACGUCCGGCGGCAAUUCGUUAGUAUUCAUUGAUCCGUCAUCGUUGCGCCGAACAGGUACCGGAGGCUCCGGCACCGGAACCACGACCGCGGUCGCCGCUACUGUUGAGCCACCGGUGACGAUGUCAACGACUGCUGCCUGCUUGGCUCGCGCAUUCGCCAUCGUAAUUAGACAAAUCGCCGACUUAUUCCGUACCCUGCAAGAUUACAAUACGAUGGCUCCUCCUCUGGCAACCGUGUUGAGUGUCACUCAACAAGAUGUUAAUAAUUUGCAGAUGUAUUUAGAAUCGCAUUUAUCGAGAACGUGGAAAUGGUUGAUGAAGGUGAUGGAUUCGACUGAAGCUCAGUUGAGGUUUGGUGCAUCGUUGACACAUUCCAGCGAUCCGCAACAUCCUAAUCAUCCUUUCCAUACGCCAGCUACGAGUUCGACGACUCCGACGACCAGCAAUAACGCACAGUUCAUCGUUACUUCUAGUAGAUUUUCGUCUUCGCGACCACAAACUAACGCUCAGCAACCGUCGUCGACCACUACCGUGACUCGAAACCCAAUCACUAUUAAUAACAUUCCUGCCAGCGAACCCAGACGCGAAUUUCUAUCUUACUGCUUAUCUCUGAUGAGAUCCCACAGCAACGAGCAUGCAGAUUCGUUACCGGUAUUGGAUAUUUCAGCAUUGAAACAUGUCGCUUACGUUUUGGACGCGUUGAUUUACUAUAUGCGAUCGGAUACGAUCAAUACCCCUAUACAAUCGAGUUCAGUGAACGCUUUUAACGAUAUUGAUAGCGAAUCCUGGGUAGCUGAUCAGGAUGAAAACGAGAACGACGAAAACGACGAAGAAAUGAGCCAAUCGGCCCUGGAUAACGACUCAGUCAUCGAACAAGAUUCGGUAUUCUGUAGUAGUUCGAUAGCUGCAGCGGCGGCAGCCGCGACCACGGCCAAUAGCGGCGGUAAAGGACGUAAGAAUAUAUUCUUCCAAAGAUCCGAUUCUACAUUGUGUCUGGGAUGCAGUCCACCCGAUCCGUUUGAAACACCCAUGAUACAAGCCCUACCAUUGGCCGAUCAGCCGCACUUGUUGCAGCCUAAUUCGCGUAAAGAAGAUUUAUUCGGAUUCCCUAAGCAUAGCUCGGUUGCAGGUGAGUCAUCAUUGCCCAGUUUACCUACUCGGUUGGGUUUGUCGACUCGGCGCGAACAAGAUAUCGAAGAUUUGCACGGAAAACGCGACGCUUCUACGCAGAUAGAAGGUGCCAGCGGUGGAUCUGCAACAAGUAGUUCCACUGUCGAGCCUGUGAAACCAUCGAGCUCGCCCAGAAGCGAAGACGUUCCUUGCGAUAUGACCGUCGGCCGAAUGAGAAUGCAGUUCGAUAACGUGCCCUCGACCGGCCAGCCCCAGGCCACCUCUGCGACGGCAACAGCGACGGAAGAAAACCAAGAUACUACGACAACGGCCACGAUACACAUGGAAACCGACGACCCAGCUUCCGUAUCGCCAGCGACUGCCAGAAGGGCUCCGAUAAUCGUCUCGGCUGGAAACGUGGCUCAGCAGCCGAUCGACGGAGGCAGUGGAAGCGCCGGUACUGCGGCCAGUAUAGCGAAAAGCGUCAUCGUACGUGCGUCGCCGGCCGUUGCUGGAGGAUCUUCGAGUUCCACAUCGAUUGCCACUCAAACAACUUCGGCAUCUGGUAAAACACCGUCUACUUUGACUCGGUCGAAUGUCGAUGAUGCUCUGAUGGCGCUUAACGACGAAGUUUCCGCUAACGUUACCAUCGAAACUACUAAACCGCCUAUUCAAAGACCAUUAUCGAUCAUAGGUCAAGAAAUAUCUCACGAGUUACUGCUCGGUCGAUGGAGACUGUCUUUAGAUUUAUUCGGCAGAGUUUUCAUGGAAGACGUUGGCUUGGAACCGGGUUCGGUUGUAUCGGAACUCGGAGGUUUUCCCGUCAAGGAAGCGAAAUUCCGUAGAGAAAUAGAAAAACUUCGUAAUCAACAAAAUCGUGAUUUAUCUUUUACAAAGCUGGAACGCGAUCGAACGCAGUUAAUAUUGCAGACGAUCAAGGAAUUGAAUAAUCAAUAUAGUACGUUUUGUAAACGCGCCUCGACUCAGCCACCGUUGGCGGUAAACAGGGUAAAGGUUACAUUCAAAGAUGAGCCAGGCGAAGGAUCCGGAGUCGCUAGAUCGUUCUAUACGGCCAUCGCUGAGGCUCUUUUGGUCAACGAAAAAUUACCCAAUUUAGAGAACGUACAAGUCGGCGGAUAUCGUCACGCUCCCUAUAGUUGUUUCCGUAAAAUGAAUAGAGAAAGAAACGACGUGACGAGACUUCGAUCGACUGCUCGAAUGAGUACUGGAAGUCGUAAUCGUGAUCAUCGUCGACUGUUGUCGGUAGACGCCCGUCCAUUCGUGACGGCCAUCAAUUCGGACGGAUCGGCUAAUCCGAACGAGCAUCUAAAUCAUCAUCAACAACAGCUCGGCGAACGUUUAUAUCCUAAGGUUCACGCAUUGAAACCUAAUUUGGCUGGCAAGAUCACCGGUAUGUUAUUAGAAUUGUCUGCGGCUCAAUUACUCAUGUUAUUGGCUUCGGAGGAAGCUCUCAGACAACGAGUCGAAGAAGCAGUCAGCUUGAUAACCAAUUCGACCGAAAUGGAAACCAACGAAGAACCUACUGCUGAUCGUAAUAAUACAUCGACGUCUAAACCGAGCAUACAUUUGAAAGAAAACGAAGAAUCGAUGAUGGAAGACACCGCAGACGACUGCGGUCCGUUAUUCUAUUGCCCAGGCAAAGCCGGAUUCUAUUCUCCGCGUCAAGGAAAAGCAACUUUCGAAAGACUUAACGCAUUCCGUAAUGUUGGAAGAAUUAUCGGUCUGUGUUUGCUUCAAAAUGAAUUAUGUCCUAUAUUCCUGAAUCGUCAUGUACUGAAGGUGAUACUUGGCAGGCCAAUUAGAUUCCACGAUUUAGCAUUCUUCGAUCCCGUCAUGUACGAAAGUUUGAGGCAAUUGAUUUGCGACGCCGAAUCCAAAGACGGAGCAGCGCUGUUUUCAGCUUUAGAUCUUAAUUUUAGUAUCGAUUUGUGCCAAGAAGAAGGAGGUUGUAGCGUCGAAUUGAUACCGAACGGUCGCGACGUCGACGUUACCGCCGCCAACGUUUACGAUUACGUUAGAAAAUACAGCGAAUGUAGAAUGUUCAAAUGUCAACGUAAAGCUUUAGAAUGCAUAAGAAUAGGUGUAUUCGACGUGUUACCAGAAACAUCGAUGGACGGAUUGACUCCGGAAGAUCUCAGAUUAUUGCUGAACGGAGUAGGAGAUAUAAACGUCAAUCUGCUAAUAUCGUAUACCAGCUUUAGCGACGAAUCGGGCCCCGGAAAUGGAGACAAGGUCACCAAAAUUAAACGCUGGCUGUGGUCGAUCGUCGAAAAAAUGACGCAGAUGGAAAGAAUGGAUUUGGUUUACUUUUGGACGGGAUCGCCGGCGUUGCCAGCUUCCGAAGAUGGUUUCCAACCCAUGCCCAGUGUAACGAUCCGGCCACCCGAUGAUUCGCAUCUACCUACGGCGAACACGUGUAUUUCCAGAUUAUAUAUACCGAUCUACAGUUCCAGAAAUAUAUUAAAACAGAAACUACUCUUAGCAAUUAAAACGAAAAGUUUCGGCUUCGUAUGAAGAAAAUCAUGGCUAUCGUCGUCGCGUUCUAUAGGCUGGAAUUUUUCUCACGCAAUAUUUCUAUAUAUUUUGUAAUUUCGUCUAGUAUGUGGUGUGCGCAUGCGCGUGUGCGUGUUAUUUAAAACGAUACAAUAUUUGAAGAAAAAAAAAUUAAUCUCGAGAAAAACUAUACAGGACGAAAUUAUCAAGAGCAGAGCAAAUUCUGCGGAGAGAUUGCGAGAUUCUACGUAUGUAAAAAAAUGAAAGAGAGAAUGUCAGAUUUUUUAAGCCAUCGUCGUCGAAAAGUACGCGUAUUUAUUCAUUAUUAAUAAUUACAUUACCCAAGUAAAAAUUUACUCGUGGCGUUUCCCCCUCCCCCCUCUUCUCUUUUCGAUGUGAAAAUGUAUUUACGACGCGUGUGUUUAACUCGAAUUUUUCCCUGUACUAUAUUUUAUUUAUUAUUAUUUUUUUUCGUUCGAGGUUCUUCCCCCCACCUUCUCGCCGUUUAUUUGAAUUUUGAUUUAUUUUUCUCUCUGUCGAAACGUGGAGGAGAUUGUCAUCGUCAUCGUUAUCGCCGUCGUCGUCGCUAUUCGUAUAUAAAUAAUAAACGUAAAUACAUUAUUAUUUAAUAAGCUUGGAGUAUAUAUUCAUGUAAUCAAUAUAAAGAAAUUAUAUUGUUGAAGUUUGCUUUGCGUUCAUUUAGUAUGUAAUGUGAACAAACGAGAAACUGGGAGAGUCGAGUGUCGCUCGAUGAAACUCGAUAAUUCACUCCCUGGCGAUUGUUUUUUUUUAUAUUUUGUACACGAAUUAUGAUUAUUUUCCCCCCUCCCCCCAUUUUUAAUCUGUUUUGUAAUAUAUUUCGGGACCUUUUUUUCUGGUAUAAAGAAAGCAUAUUGCUGCGAAUACGUGUGUAUUGUAUGUGUGCGUAUAUACGAGUAAUUUGGAGUUACGAAGCUUUAAGUGUUUGAUUUUGCCAUUUUUUUUUCUCUGUUUCGUUGUUAAUAAUUAUGUAGCUUAUUUUUUCGUACACCUUUUUGCCUCUUAUUAUUUUUUUUUUCCUUUUUAAAUAUAACUGUACGCUUUGA
Messenger RNA from Planococcus citri (citrus mealybug), 10825 nucleotides. RefSeq names its product E3 ubiquitin-protein ligase hyd (gene hyd). Gene Ontology annotation, cellular component: cytoplasm; nucleus. NCBI's taxonomy places the organism in Eukaryota, Metazoa, Arthropoda, Insecta, Hemiptera, Pseudococcidae. Gene Ontology annotation, biological process: protein polyubiquitination; positive regulation of canonical Wnt signaling pathway. The coding region runs from base 336 to 9761 and encodes 3141 amino acids. Gene Ontology annotation, molecular function: zinc ion binding; ubiquitin-ubiquitin ligase activity; RNA binding. The record is from RefSeq and is a predicted model, not a curated record. The transcript is spliced from 46 exons.